CUAUGUGGGCAUCCUAAGAUGACCAUCUACCUCAGUAAAUGUAGAGUGAGCAUUAGUAGCAUGUUAAAUCUAAGCUAUUAACAUUUUUAAACCCUUGUUAUACUGCAGUCCGUAAUUUUUGCUUGCAGAUUUUUUUAAUUCUAAAAAUGAGAAAUUAAGUCUGUUGUUAUAAGGUAUUUACCUUUUGUUUUCUUUUAAAACAUUUUUAAGUUGUUUAAAACCAUGUCCCUUAUUGUAACCUCCUGAGAUACAUCUACUUAGUUAAUUUAAUGUUGAGUUUUAUGAAAAAGCCCUGAAAGUAAAUGAUUCACUCCAUGUAUGCUUACAGAGCCUUCAAAUAAAUGCAUGAUGUUAUUUCUGUUUUAAAUAAAUGAGUAGGUUGAUUUUAUUUUCUUAAAGUUUCCUCACACUGAUAAUCUGGAAAAAAAAAAAAACCACAUUGAAUUUCAGUAUACCAAGGGUUACAAUGAUUUUGGUUUUCGUGAAAGUUCAAGAUUUCCUGUAGCUUAGGUGCCAAAUGGGCACUGGGUGUUUUAUUUUAUGCCAGAUUUUCUUGUUCAUUCUUGCUAUAUUUCUAGAAUAUCUCUAAAUAAUAAAUUCUUCUCUCUGUUAUUUGUGUGUGUGAUUUUUGUAGUGGAGAAGGCAAAUGCAAAACCCUUCCAGAUGCCUGAAAAACAGUGGGUCCUCUGCAGCUACAGGGGAUUCUAGACAUUAACUAAAGGCCAGCAAGCACUCAAGUGCCCCAAGUGUUUUCCUGGUGUAACCAUUUGUUAACUACAUUUUCUCUCUUUUUACAUUUUAGGCUGUUAAAGUAAUUUGACAGAAAAAAAAUGAGCAGGUUUUUUGGAUCUAAAAAGCCACUGUGACAAGAAAUUUUAAUACCAUUUUGUAAAAUUUUCUAAGGCGUAUUUCAUAAUUAGUUUGUUCCCAAUGUACUGCUGCUUGAUUUGCUUUUUGGUAACUAUAAAUUUUACUCGAAUCAUUGAAAUAUGAUAAAACUGCUGGAUUUUAAGUUAAUAAUUUAAUAUGCUGACCAGGAUUUAAAUGCUUUCCCCUUUCCUUAAUAAACUGGUCAGUGGAAGUGGAAUCUUAAUGCUAUCUGAAAUCUUUGAAUACAAAUGUGAACAUUUACACCAUACCUUGUAAAAGUUGUGAAAUGUCUAGUCCUUAACACUUAGAGAAAUUGCCUCUGGUUUUCUAAAGAAAUUAUAUUUGUAAAUGAGUUAAGGCAUGUUAUGUAAUACGACCUCUGUCUCCAUGAUAUUAAAGUGUAUCAGCCAAGUUUUAAGGUUUUAUAAUAUAUAGAUAGAUAAAUUUUUGAGUUAGUGUGUUUUGGUUAAGCAAUUUCUUUUAUGUCAGUGUGCCUGUUGUAGGAUAAGACCAUCAACAGAAAAUUUACAGAAUUCAAAUUCAGGAUGAAUAAAAUAGAGUAUAGGUCUUGGAACAAGGGUCAAAUCAUGUGAGUAAUAUGUAAAACAUUUUGGUUAGCCUGUAAAUUUAAAUUUUUUAUUGGCUAAGUAUUAUAGUUCCCAAUCCCUGAACAUAAUACAGUAUAUCAUAUAAAUGACUUUCAUAAAUAUUUUUAGGCCAUAGUAAUUUUUCUGGACCUAUUUUUGGAAGUGAAAUAUUUAGGAAUACACAGUACAUAGAAUUAGGGAAAUAUUUCAGAAUUCUCUUGUUGGUGAAUUUAAUUCUGGUAUGAUAUGCUGUAUUAAUGUUACCUCCAGUAAAUACCAUUCCCUCCAGAUUUAGCUAUUACACUUUGGUGUUAGCUCUUGGUCAGUGUUUUAGAACAGUAGACAUAGUCUACGGUAAGGAAUAGUCUUAAUUGGUAAAACUAAGGUAACUUAAUUUGGAAGGAACUCUUAAUGGUAAUGGAUUUGGGGAUUUUUUAGGUUCCUUGGUUAAUGUUUGUUUCUUUUGUCUGUUUCUUUUUCUUUCAUUUCUACACAUUCAUGCAGUAUUUCAUGGUUCUAUCAAAGCAGCAGUAAAAAAAAUACUCUUGACGCAUGAAAAUUAACUGGUGAGGGGCCUCAUUGCUAUUUUUAAAUUGUAGUUUUAUUUUUAAAUAGUCUUUUUUUAAUCAGAGGAUCAGAUGCAUGACUUUUUUUUUUUUUUUUAAUGGAUGCAGAUCUUCUAUCAGGUGUCUCACAAUAAAUUCAAGAGGAUUUUAGUUUGCCAGAAAUGUUGCAAAUGCACUAAUUUGAGUAAGAUGUUGUUACUGAAUAUAUCCUCUUGAGACAUAAUUUUGCAUGCAAAAUUAUCCCAUAAUCUUUGUAGGUUUGUUAAUAUUGAUGCAUUACUGCCCUAUAUCUAAAUGAUCUUCUCCCCCUUCCCCUCCAUAACUCUUGGUAUCUAAAUUGAUGACAGCUCUGACACAAGCAAGAUAACAGUGCUGUGUAGUAUACAUUUGUUUAUAUUAUCGGCACUUCUCAGUAUAGGUGGAAGGAACCAUUACCUUUAUUUAACAGUGGUUUUUCUUUUUUGUUGUUGUGUUUUACAGUUCUUUUCCCUGGUUCAGCCUGAACUAUAUACCAGGCCCUGCUGAAAAUACCACCCAACAGUUUUCUUCUGCAGCUUAUCCAGUUUCUCUUAAGUGCCCUGUACAUAUUGUAUGUUUUAUGAUGAGAUGCAGUUUCUUAAUAUGUAUUACAGAAAUACUACUGGUAUUUGCAAAUAUGUAGUUUAAUUGUAUUAUUGAACUCUCAUUUUGGGGGCUUGGGCACAUUAACAGAUUAAUCCAUCUGUAUAGGGCUUUUGCUGUUGGAUAGAAUUUAAAUUGUCUACAUAAAUAUUUGUUUUAGGACCCUUAGAUUUUAUCUGAAUACACAGAUUAGGCUUUAAAAACAGAUAUAUAUGUCAUUUUUGGCUUAAGGAGUUUGGCUAAGUUAGCUUUUCAACUGGCACUAUAUAGCAGCAUUUUUUGGUAUGGUUAGCAUGGCACAUGGCGAAACAUAAAGCAUUUUACUGUACAGGUAAGGAAUGUGCCAUGUUGUUUUACCUAUCUCUCUCUCUCUCUCACUCCCAUGCACACAUCCUGUGUGUAUUCAGAGACCUUCAGAAACAUUCAUAUUCAUUUUCAUGAGUCAGCAAAAGCCCUACGCUUGAUUCCAACAGAAUAUUUCCUUUACAUACUUUCUUCUCUUAAUUUUUACAAAAUUUGUAUGGUAGGUGUAAAAGAAAAUCAUAGUAACUGUACCAUAUUAUUAACCCCUAAAUCAAACUUUUUUUGUCUUGUGUAUCUUGAUUUUUCUGUGUGCUUUAUAGUGAAGCAGCCGACACGAGUCGUUGUUCAUAAAACAGCUUUUGAAAGUUGAGAGCACACCCCUGGAGAACCGACUGUGCUUGCUUACGUUUGGUUCAUGACUUAAAAAUCGAGUACAGGAGUUAUUCCUGAUGAAGCUAAGGCUUUGUCUCUGUUGGCACCAGCUAAUGCAGUGGCAGGUCUUCUGCCUGGUGGUGGACUCCUGCCUACUCCUAACCCACUUACCCAGAUUGGCGCUGUUCCACUGGCUGCUUUGGGGGCUCCUACUCUUGAUCCUGCCCUUGCUGCACUUGGGCUUCCUGGAGCAAACUUGAACUCUCAGUCUCUUGCUGCAGAUCAGUUGCUGAAGCUUAUGAGUACUGUUGAUCCCAAGUUGAAUCAUGUAGCUGCUGGUCUCGUUUCACCAAGUCUAAAAUCAGAUACCUCUAGUAAAGAAAUAGAGGAAGCUAUGAAAAGAGUACGAGAAGCACAGUCCCUAAUUUCUGCUGCUAUAGAACCAGAUAAGAAAGAAGAAAAAAGAAGGCAUUCAAGAUCAAGAUCACGUUCUAGGAGGAGGAGGACUCCCUCAUCUUCUAGACACAGGCGGUCAAGAAGCAGAUCGAGACGGCGGUCACAUUCUAAGUCUAGGAGUCGGCGACGAUCCAAAAGCCCAAGACGGAGAAGAUCGCAUUCCAGAGAGAGAGGUAGAAGGUCAAGGAGCACAUCAAAAACAAGAGACAAAAAGAAAGAAGACAAAGAAAAGAAACGUUCUAAAACACCACCAAAAAGUUACAGCACAGCUAGACGUUCUAGAAGUGCAAGCAGAGAGAGACGACGACGAAGGAGCAGGAGUGGGACAAGAUCUCCUAAAAAGCCUCGGUCUCCUAAAAGAAAAUUGUCUCGCUCACCAUCCCCUAGGAGACAUAAAAAGGAGAAGAAGAAAGAUAAAGACAAAGAAAGAAGUAGGGAUGAAAGAGAACGAUCAACAAGCAAGAAGAAGAAGAGUAAAGAUAAGGAAAAGGACCGGGAAAGAAAAUCAGAGAGUGAUAAAGAUGUAAAACAGGUUACACGGGAUUAUGAUGAAGAAGAACAGGGGUAUGACAGUGAGAAAGAGAAAAAGGAAGAGAAGAAACCAAUAGAAACAGGUUCCCCUAAAACAAAGGAAUGUUCUGUGGAAAAGGGAACUGGUGAUUCACUAAGAGAAUCCAAAGUGAAUGGAGAUGAUCAUCAUGAAGAAGACAUGGAUAUGAGUGACUGAAUAUUGCCUCUGUGGGAAUCCAACUGUAUACCUGCAUCAGUGUCAUUCCUUUGUGUGAUUUCUUAAUGCUGUAUUUGUUCAUCUCAAACCUAGAUGUAUACAGCUCUGAGUUACAAAUGGUUAUAAAGCUCCUGUUACUGAUAUUAGUUAUUUACAUCAAAAAGCUUUUAGAAAAUGGUACGAGGUAACCAAUUCUUGUCAUGGUGAAAUCUGAUCGAGUAACCAAGCAGUUUUACUAUUCUGGUGCUGCUUCAUAACAAAAAUGAAAAGCUGCAUGCAUCUACAUACAGCAGGCAUGGAUUGUUUAUGUCGUAUGAUCUCCUUUAUUAAGUAAGUUCACUUAUAGUAUUUCUAUAAUUUGAUUCAUUACCAUAAUAGGGCCAUGUAGGAAAUGCACUGAUUGCAUGUUAUUGUGGCAAGAAUAUCCUAAAUGUCAUUAAAAUCCUCCAACAUGAUGGAUCUGCUUAUGGUCUUGUUUGUUGACAUGACAAAUUAACAUUCUUAUAGUUACAUCUGGAAAUGAGCAUUUGAAAUAGAUAAUCCUGUAAGCCUUGUGGCAAAAUUUUUGUGGCUUUUAUUUAACUUUGAAAGGUUAUUAUGCACUAACCUUUUUUGGUGGCUAAUUAGGGUUUAAAUACAGAAACAAGAUUUCAAAUAAAACUGUCUUUGGCAGUGAGUAAAUAGCAGCAUAUUUUGAAGUAGAGUUGUAUACUUUUUCAUAAGAUGUUUGGGAAUUUUUUUUCCUGAAGUAAUAAUUUAUUCCACAUCUACAUCAGUGAAAGCUAUCUACCUAUCCUGAGUCCAUCUUAAAGGGAAAAAAAAAAAAAAAAAACUUAUCUCUUGCCUUUAUUUUUAAUUUUCCACUCUUUGAUUAAUUUGUUUUAAGCUCCGUGUUGGAAAAAAGGGGUAGUGCAUUUUAAGUUGACCUUCAUAUGCUUUUAAAAUAAGACAAAUCUACUUGAUAAUGUACCUUUAUUUGAUCUCAAGUUGUAUAAAACCAAUAAAUUUGUGUUACUGCAGUAGUAAUCUUAUGCACACGGUGAUUUCAUGUUAUAUAUGCAAAGUAGUUAGGCAACUGUUUUCUUAGUUACAGAAGUGUCAGGCUUCACUUUUGUGCAGUAGAAACAAAAGUAGGCUACAGUCUGUGCCAUGUUGAUGUACAGUUUCUGAAAUUGUUUUACAAGACUUUGAUAAUAAAACCCUUAAACUUAUGUUCAUGUUCCUGUAAAA
Molecule: messenger RNA, 5732 nt
Organism: Rhinopithecus roxellana (golden snub-nosed monkey)
Lineage: Eukaryota; Metazoa; Chordata; Mammalia; Primates; Cercopithecidae
Gene: SRSF11
Product: serine and arginine rich splicing factor 11
Exons: 11
Coding region: 3618-4502 (294 amino acids)
Biological process (GO): RNA splicing
Cellular component (GO): nucleoplasm
Molecular function (GO): RNA binding
Source: RefSeq, a predicted model, not a curated record